ACAGCGGCCCACGUGACCGCGGCCCCAACAUGGCGGCUCCCAGCGGCCGCCGGCCGCAGCCCGCGGGGCCGGGCGGGGGCAGCGGGGCCGGGCCCGGCGCUCUGAGGGGCGCCGAGGAGGACGCCGAGGGUCUCUACGUGGCGGUGGAGCGGUGCCCGCUCUGCAACACCACGCGGCGCCGCCUCACCUGCGCCAAGUGCGUGCAGAGCGGCGAUUUCGUCUUCUUCGACGGGAGAGACUCUGAGAGGUUUUCAGACAAGAAAGAAAGGCUGAUGCAUCUUAAAACAAAACAGAGAGAAUUCCAAAAACAUGUUUUGAAGGCCAUGGAAGGGAAAGAAAUAACUGAUCAGCUGAGAUGGAAAAUAAUGUCUUGCAAGAUGAGGAUUGAGCAGCUGAAACAGACCAUUUGCAAAGAAAAUGAUGAAAUGACAAGAUACACAGAGGGGCUGCUGAGGAUUAAAGAGGAGAACCAGAAGCAUUAUCGCAGGGCUCAGAGGCACCAGGAGAAGAAGGAGAAGAUCCAGAGGCACAACAGGAAGCUGGGAGACCUGGUGGAGAAAAAAACCUACGACCUGAAAACGCAGUACGAGCACCUGGCGAAGCUCCGGCGCGCGCACAUCCUGGAGCUGACCUCGGUCAUCUUCCCCAUGGAAGAGGUGAAGACAAGCAUGAGGGACCCUGCAGACGUGUCCUCAGAGAGUGACAAUGCCAUGACCUCCAGCACUGUGAGCAAGCUGGCAGAGGCACGCAGGACCACCUACCUGUCCGGGAGGUGGGUGUGUGACGACCACAACGGCGACACCAGCAUCAGCAUCACGGGGCCCUGGAUCAUCCUCCCCAACAACGGGGACUACUCUGCUUACUACAACUGGGUGGAGGAGAAGAAGACUACACAGGGACCUGAUAUGGAACAUAAUAACCCUGCCCAUACCAUCAGUGCAGCUUUGUGCUAUGCAACUCAGCUCGUUAACACUUUGUCUCUCAUACUUGAUGUAAAUCUUCCCAAGAAGCUCUGCAACAGUGAAUUCUGUGGAGAGAAUCUCAGCAGACACAGGUUCACACGGGCAGUGAAGAAGCUGAAUGCUAAUAUCCUUCACCUCUGCUUCUCUCAGCAUGUAAAUUUAGAUCUGUUGCACCCCCUGCAUACCCUCAGGAACCUCAUGUACCUGGUCAGCCCAGACACCGAGAACUUGGGCAGGUCCGGCCCCUUCGAGAUCAGCGCCGACCUGGAGGACUCCAUGGAGUUCGUGGAGCCCAGCGCGGCGGGCGAGACGGACGAGAGCGGCGACGAGCACGUGAGUGACGAGGAGACGGACCUGGGCACGGACUGGGAGAACCUGCCCAGCCCCAGGUUCUGUGACAUCCCCUCGCAGCAGGUGGAGAUGCUGCAGAGCCAGAGCAGCCAGGUGUCCCAGCCCAUCGCCAGCAGCAGCGCGGGCGGGAUGAUCUCCUCCGCCGCCGCCUCCGUCACCUCCUGGCUCAAAGCCUACACCGGGCACCGCUAGCGGGCACACACCCUCCCCAGCCUUUACCUAUUCAGUUAAGUAGUGCCUGGAACAAAGGAAAGGUCAGACUUCUGUUUUGUAAACCGGAGAAAACCUUUUUAUUUCCCCAAGAUGACUGUGACGGCCCCUUUUGUAAAUUAGCUCCGUGCUCCCGGCGGAUUCUGCGAGGGCACUUCAUGUCUUGGUUCUGUCUGCAUCCAGGAUUGGUAAAGGACCCAGCAACCUCCAGCUCUACUUUCUGAAGCAGAAACAGAUUUUGGAGUGUUUGGAUCAGGAUGAGUGGCUGCUCAGGGCGCGGUCUGGACAGUGGUGCAAAUGCAGUUCCCACUUUCUUAACUCCUUACAGGGUUUUCCUUUGUGUGUGUGUGUUUUAAAUCCGUCUUGCAUAAUGCAAAAAUGCGUAUUUCUAAAUUUUUUUCAUUCAGGACAUGAAAAUUAUGCAUUUUUAACAUGUUUUCUAAUCUCUGUUGCCAUAUUUUUAAUACAAAUGAUCAGCAUGGACAGGGAAUUCACACAGCAAAUUGUUCUUGGUUUAGAUUUGGUUGUGAAUCUUUACCCAGUUUUGCCAUAGCAAACUGGCUUGUUUCAUGCUGUUUCCACUGGUAGGUGUAGAAGUUUUGUGUUGUGCUGAGGCACACAGGCUCUGUACUCUUAAUACCAUACACCAAAGAAACACUGGACAUUCUCUUGCUAGACCCACAUUCGAUGCUGAUACAGAAUUGCAUUGUUGCAAUAAUAUCCAUCGGUUACCACACCAUGUUGCCACUUUUUAGCAUUAGAAAAAAACCCAUUUCAAGCCAGUUUGGUGAAGUCACACACCCUCCACACUACAUGUGUUUUUAACCCUAUUUUAUUGUAUGUUCAUGGUGGAGUUUGUUGUUUACUGACUGCCAAGAAGUUGGUUUGGUUCCCCUGGCACAGCUGGCUCGUGGAACCCCGGGAAGUGGGUGCUGAAUUGGUGAGCAAGGGCUGCUCCUCUUCCUCUGCCUUGCAGGGUGGGACACCCACGAGUGGUUUGCUCAGCAGAGCUUCCAACGUUUACAUUUAGGGCUGGGACAGUUCCCCCACAGGGCCAGCCAAGGGAAGAGCCUCCACCAGGGAGGAUUUCUGCCACUGUUCGUGGAGACAUGGUGCCAGAGGCCACAUCCCUGCCCGAUCCCAGCUCCAGGCUGCCUUCCCCAGCCACCUCACAGGGUGUUUUGUGGUGGAUUUCUCUCUCCCUCUCCAGCCUGGCCAGUGCUGCCCCUGUCCCCAGGUGUGGCAGUGACACCCGUGUGCCACCCACCUUUCCACAGCAGCCGCUUCUCUUCAGCCCUGAGCUGGGCAUCUGUUGUCAGUAGUUUCUUCUAAUUUUUCUUUUUCUCUUUGAUUUUUUUUUAAACCAAAGACCCUUAACUCCAUGCGAGCACCGCGCACGUUGUCAGACAACGUUGCCAGCCUCGCUCCUCUGCUCCUCUGCUCCAAGAGCUGGGUUUGUUUCAGGAGAACAGCCCAGGCCCCUGGGCUGCUGCAGCCUGGUGGGGUCAGUGCCCCAGCCUGACCCCCGGCUCUGGGCUCUGUUGGCUCACAGCACUUUAUCACCCACAGCUCCGAGCAACCAGCACACACCAGUAUUGGAAACUGGGCUCACAGCCCAGCCCCUUCUGCUUCCCCGUGGAUUUUGCACUGGACACUGCCAUCUAAAUACCUUUUUUUGUCGUUUUUUCAUAGGCAUUUCAGUCCCUUUUUCAUUGCUGCCUUUGUGCUUUGAGCCCCGAAGGUCAGGCCGUGACUCGGCUUUGUGCACUGUCACUGAACUUAGGGAAAGAAAAUCCAACACAAUAACUUUUCUAAGCCAUAUACUUCCUAUCCAUGUUUUCCAAAAUAAUUUAUUUGCAAGCGUGUCAUACUCUGAGAGUACAUAAGGGCACCGUGAGGGUGUUCAAAUAGGUUAGGGUGGGGCUUUUCAUGGAACCUUUUUUUGUAACAGAACACAAGGUUGUGGUGGGUUUUUUUAAGUGUUUUGCACAUGUGUAGCUGAGGAAAAAUUGUGUGUGUCCAAACCUCGAGUGCAAUCACCAGGAUUUGUUUCCCAGGUUAUUUUGGGGGGGGGGGUGAGGGAGGGCAGGAAUAUCCAUAAUUAUAAAUAUUUCAAGGCAGCCAGCUGAGAGUUUACAAAACUUUUUUGUGUAGCAUGAACACGGGAAUUUCACUUCAGGCCGGAAUUGUGGUCGUGACCAGUGACCUGGGGUGGCCAAUUUGGGCUGCCAAGGACGAGCCUGAUUUCGGGGGCCCAGCCCUGUGCCGAAAAUCAGGUGCCUGUGCAGGGUCUCGGGUGGGACACCCGGGGUGGCUUUUUCACCUGGGGAAACUCACGGCCCCUCUCUGGCAACUUCCGGACUUAAGAUGUAACUAAACACAAAUGGUUUGGUUUUUUUUUUUGGUUUUGUUUUUUUUUUUUUUCCUUCUAAAUUUUAUUGUAUUAUUGCAAUAAAUCUUUAACAGUAA
This is a messenger RNA of Taeniopygia guttata (zebra finch), 3992 nucleotides long. It is a transcript of the gene ATG14, whose product is annotated as autophagy related 14. Gene Ontology annotation, molecular function: protein-membrane adaptor activity; phosphatidylinositol 3-kinase regulator activity. Lineage: Eukaryota; Metazoa; Chordata; Aves; Passeriformes; Estrildidae. The record is from RefSeq and is a predicted model, not a curated record. Gene Ontology annotation, biological process: cellular response to starvation; autophagosome assembly; mitophagy. Gene Ontology annotation, cellular component: autophagosome; phosphatidylinositol 3-kinase complex, class III; extrinsic component of phagophore assembly site membrane.